This is a messenger RNA of Lodderomyces theae, 3357 nucleotides long. RefSeq lists its product as uncharacterized. Bases 1 to 3357 code for a protein of 1118 amino acids. Lineage: Eukaryota; Fungi; Ascomycota; Pichiomycetes; Serinales; Debaryomycetaceae. The record is from RefSeq and is a predicted model, not a curated record. The transcript has a single exon. Gene Ontology annotation, cellular component: membrane.
AUGAGUUCAUACUCCAAUCGAGGGAAGCUUUUUCAGAAUUUGAGAAAAAGUUCAGGAAAAAUUGUGCCUACAUUUCAGGACCGUGAUGAUUUUUCUCUAGAAGCCACAGUUGAAUCUACAGAAGCCACAACUUCUCCAACGAAUAAUAUUCUCAAUCAUGCACACUUUGACAAUUUUACCAGUCCUAAAAAUAAUGAACAGGCAAAGUCAACUGGAAAGUCUUCUAAUAGAAUUCGGAAUUAUUCUAUCAGCGAGGCAUUCAAUUAUACUAAUAAUCUGACCAAUCCCAAUUUUGACAUAAGUGGACGAAGCUAUGUUAGUAUGAGCCAUCGACCAAGCAUACUCGAAAGCACUGGGUCGCCUCAAGUCAACACUGGUGCCGAAGUGCACGAGCAGACUGCCAACCUUGCCAACAUUGGUGUUGUGGAUAGUGAAGAACGAGAUGGAGAUGAGGAUGGAGCUGAGGAUGGAGAGGGCGGUGACGAUGUGUAUGAUACAAGCAUUCCAGAAGAGGCCAUAGAUGCUGGUGAACCCCAGUACCAGAAAACGAGACUUUCGCCACUUGGAGGAUACGAAAGAUCUUCGUCGUCGCCAACCUACUCUAGCAUAACUCCUUUACUCGGUGAAUCGCGUACUAACUACACUACUGAUGACGAAGAGGGCACAAUAGGCGUACAUCAACAACCCAAUGUUUCAACAAGUCAGAAACCGACGGACUCCAAGAGGAUAUCAACGGCACCACAUGGUAAACCAUCCAGUGCGGAAAAGCAACCUCAGCCAAGUCGUCUACAUCAAUUACUAUUAAAGCCAUUUCAGUUUAUUCCAGGGGUGUUUUUGGGAACUUUGUUAAACAUCUUGGAUGGGUUGUCCUACGGGAUGAUCAUGUUCCCCAUAAGCGAGCCUAUUUUUGCCGCGUUAGCUCCAGCCGGGCUUUCGAUGUUUUACAUGUCGUGUAUAGUAUCCCAGUUGGUAUAUUCGCUAGGUGGAUCCGCGUUCAAGGCAGGUAUUGGAUCGGAAAUGAUUGAAGUUACUCCAUUUUUCCAUACGAUGGCACUUAGUAUUGUCAAGCUGAUCCUGUCCGAUAACUCUGUCGAAAAUCAGAAGGAUGCUAUAAUAGCAACAACCAUUGUCUCGUAUGCAAUUUCAUCUAUUGUGACGGGGUUGGUAUUCUUCUUACUAGGAAAGUUGAAAUUGGGUGUUUUGGUUGGGUUCUUCCCUAGACACAUUCUUGUCGGAUGCAUUGGAGGUGUUGGCUACUUUCUCAUAGCCACUGGUAUUGAAGUAUCGUCAAGGUUGGAAGGAGGGCUCACCUAUAAUUACGAAACAUUCAAGUACUUGUUUUACAACCACACUACAUUUUUGGAAUGGACAUUGCCGUUGGUGUUGGCCUUGCUUUUGGUAGUCCUACAACAUAGAAUACACAAUUCGUUACUAGUGCCAGGCUAUUUCAUUGCCGUGUUUGCUAUAUUUCAUUUGAUAGUGUUGAUUAUUCCCUCGUGGAGUUUGAACGAUGCUCGGAAGAUGGGCUGGGUAUUCCCCGCAGUCGAGGACGAUCAACCUUGGUUUGAGUUUUAUGAGUUGUACAAGUUCCAAUUGGUGGAUUGGUUUUGCAUUGUGAGACAGAUUCCAACAAUGUUGGCUCUAACAUUUUUUGGAAUCUUGCAUGUGCCUAUAAAUGUACCUGCUUUAGCUGUCUCGAUUGGGAUGGACAAUGUUGACGUUGACCGAGAGUUGGUGGCACACGGGUACUCGAAUGCAAUCUCGGGUCUUGUAGGAUCGAUUCAGAACUAUUUGGUGUACACCAAUUCAGUCUUGUUCAUUAGGGCCGGCGCAAAUGAGAGGCUUGCUGGUGUUAUGUUGGCUGUGGCUACAGGGGCUGUAAUGAUUGCUGGACCAGUGGUGAUCGGUUACAUUCCAGUUUGUGUUGUCGGUGCAUUGAUCUACUUGUUGGGAUACGAGCUUCUCAAGGAAUCAGUAUGGGACACUAUUGGAAGAUUGAGGAAGAUUGAGUAUUCAACCAUUCUAAUUAUUGUGGUGACAAUGGGAGCAGUUGACUUUGUUGCAGGAAUAGGUAUUGGUAUAUUGUUAGCAUGUUUGUCCUUUGUUGUUGAAGCUGCGAGAACACCAGUGGUGCAAGGUAUUUACUCUGGCAGUGUUGCAAGAUCAACUGUCUUACGCCAUCCCAAACAGCAAGAGUUUUUGAAGAAUGUCGGUGAUCAAAUUUGUAUAGUCAAGUUGCAAGGAACGAUAUUCUUUGGAUCAAUUGGCGGAGUGGAGGAGGAGAUAAGGUUGAUUUUCGAAGCCGACAAGUUUGACAAAAUGCCAGUCAAGUUUUUGAUUAUUGAUAUGCAUGGUGUUAUAUCGUUGGACUUUUCUGCCGCUGAAGGAUUUAGGAGGAUUUUGAACUUGGCCAAUGAGUUCAAAACGCAAUUGGUGAUAUCUGGAGUAAGCGAAGAUGACGAUACUAUCCAAGGAUUACGCGAUGCUGGUCUUUUCGAAAAUGGUGAACAAAAUGAGGGUUCACACCCACCAAUUGAACUAUUCAGCUCAUUGAAUUACGCAUUGGAGUGGUGUGAGAACUCGUUCUUAAAGACGUAUAAGAGUUUGAAAAAGGGCAACCCGUUGGAUCCAGUGACUCGCCACACAUCGUCAAGGUCGGUUCCUGGAGCUAAAAACAAUUCAACGAGCUCAAACACGAUUGUGAACCUUGGAAGCAUGGCUAGGUCUUCAUCGAUUCAAUCGCCCUCUUCUUUUGGCAAUAAAUUGUUUAACCAAUUUGGAGGUGAAUACGGAACACCAAGAACAAAGCAAGUUCUCCAAGCGGCAAGUAAAACUGUUUAUGACGAACAAAAAACCCAACACAGACUUCAUCUAAACACUAAUAGCCAGUUUCUACAAAAACAGCCUUUACCUUUGAUGAUGAUCACAUUUCAGGGUUUGUGCUCCAAAGAUGUCGAAUUUUGGGCCCCAUUGGCUCCAUAUUUCGUUAAGGAACAAAUCCCAGAAAACUUGCAAUUUUACAACACUGGUAAAGACGAGCCAUCUUUCUUUAUAGUCGAACUGGGGUUGGUUAGAUCUGUAAUCAAGUUUGGGCCGGAGGGGAGAGAGCUACAUAGCUCAAUUGUUCCAUUGGUUGCGUUUGGUGAUUUGGACGAUGCAUCUCAGUAUAGACCAAUCUCAUAUACCACAGUGAACGAUUCGGUUGUGUGGAAAUUGUCCAGAGCCAGUAUCAAGGAGAUGUUGAAGCUGCAAGGAUCCAAGGGGGAAGCUAUCUACCAUGAGUUGUUGGAGAUUGAGGCGAAACUCAUUAGGGAAAGAUUUGAUACAAUGACUGCUAAUUUGAUCAUAUCAGGGUAG